Messenger RNA from Euleptes europaea (tarantolino), 984 nucleotides. RefSeq names its product inka box actin regulator 1 (gene INKA1). NCBI's taxonomy places the organism in Eukaryota, Metazoa, Chordata, Lepidosauria, Squamata, Sphaerodactylidae. Gene Ontology annotation, cellular component: nucleus. The transcript is spliced from 2 exons. Gene Ontology annotation, molecular function: protein kinase binding; protein serine/threonine kinase inhibitor activity. The coding region runs from base 46 to 966 and encodes 306 amino acids. The record is from RefSeq and is a predicted model, not a curated record.
CCGGACCGCCCCGUCCAGCUGGCACUGAGGGGUCCCGGCACUGGCAUGCACAGCGCCCGCCUCGACGCCUUUGUGAGCCACCUCCGGGCAGAAAUGUUGUGCAUGAAGGAGUCGAGCGAAGUGCUGCGGGGCCAGAUGCACUGCAUGAUGCGGACUCUCCAUGAUCUGAAAAGGGCACAUGACCAAGACCUCCGGCUGGAUCCCAAGGAGAUCAGGCCACUCCCUGCCAUGCCUUCCCCAAAACAGUGCACCAGUCCAAGGGUGUCGGCCAUUUCAGAAGCAGACUCUGCAUGUUGCCUGGAGGUGGCUGUGGAGGAGGAGACGGCCUUCACUCCUCCUAGCAGUGAGCGGAGUCUGGAGUUUGAUUCAGGUUACUCCGAAGUGUCAGGGAGCAGCUGGCGGGAUGAGGAGUGCCCCCCAUCAUUGCGAGCCAGUAAGCUUUCCUCAGGGGGUUUCUUGCGCCGCCGAGCACCUGCCAGGAGGCCUCGGCCCAAAUCUGCUUCCGAUGCCUGCCUGGAGCGGUGGCGGGAAGCUGAACCUACAGACGCAGGGGACUGGACGGUGUCCCUUCUGUCACAGAGCCGCAACCGGCAACCCCUGGUGUUGGGUGACAACUGCUUCGCCGACUUGGUUGAGAACUGGAUGGACCUACCCGAGGAGAGCGGGGAACGUGGGCGGCUGCAGCGCUGGCUGGCCAAGCCCCACGGAUUCCUGCUCAACCUUUCCGGCAACGUGCGCCGCAGACUAGCUGGCAUCUCACGCACAGAGCGCACCAAGCAGGACACUGACGGCACAAAGCGUUUUUCCUGCCCUGUGGGGCUGGGAGCACGGCCAACGCUACCCUAUUUUCACCAGUCCCACGCCAACAUCAGCGAGCUUUCUACAGACUGUAACAGCUUUGCUGCCCUCAUGAACUGCCGAAGUCGGCAACCCAUUAUUUGCAAUGAUGUGAUUGGAUAUAUCUAGCAUUGCUGGGGUUUCUUA